CCUCCAGCAGCCACCGUACGUGGGUGAAGUAGGAAGUCUGCAGGAGGCUCUGAGAGCGCCGGACAUUUGAGUGACGGGCUGUCAGCUUCCGUUGCCAUGGGGCUCCCGGGCUACGUUCCAUUGUUGCUGGCGCUGAGCUCCUAUGACCGAGGAGCGGUUGCCCAGGUGCCCCUGGUGCUCAAUACGUGGGGCUUUGCAGACGCUGCGCAGCGGGCAUGGAGUACUCUUGCCUCUGGGGGUUCAGCUCUGGAUGCAGUGGAACAAGGGUGCAGGCAAUGUGAAGUCGAGCAGUGCGAUGGCACUGUGGGGUAUGGAGGAAGCCCGGAUGAACUUGGGGAGACAACACUGGAUGCAAUGAUAAUGAAUGGUAACACAAUUGAGGUUGGUGCAGUCGGAGGCCUUCGAAGGAUUAAGAGUGCGAUCAGUGUUGCUCGGGCAGUGAUGGAACACAGUACCCAUACACUGUUGGUGGGGGAGUCAGCAUCAAAUUUUGCUCAGAACAUGGGCUUCCUCAGUGAAGAUUUAACAACAAACAGAUCCUUGCACUUGCAUGCAGAGUGGCUACGCAAAAACUGCCAGCCCAACAGCUGGAAGAACGUCUCGCCAAAUCCUGAGACUUCUUGUGGACCGUACAAACCAAUCAAGGCGCUGGGGUCAAAACAGCGUAUGAUGCCAAGACAGUGGGUCAAUUUACACAACCAUGACACGAUUGGUAUGAUUGCAAUCGAUAAGCUUGGAAAUAUUGCUGCGGGGACAUCCACUAAUGGUCGAAUCCAUAAAAUUCCAGGCCGUGUAGGGGAUUCACCAAUAGCUGGAGCAGGUGCUUAUGCCGACAGCACAGCAGGAGCUGCAGCGGCAACUGGAGAUGGUGAUGUUAUGAUGCGAUUCCUUCCAAGCUACCAGGCUGUGGAAUAUAUGAGAGCGGGCAUUGAACCAACCAUAGCAUGUCAGAGAGCUAUUAAGAGGAUCCAAAAGUAUCAUCCAACCUUUUUUGGUGCCAUAAUCUGUACCAACAUGACUGGGAGUUAUGGUGCGGCAUGCAGUAAAACUGUAGGAUUUGAUCAAUUCCAUUUUAUGGUUUACAAUCGUGCGAAAGGCUCUGAACAAAUAGUGGACUGCGUUUAAUGCUCUGCAGGUGCAUCACUUGCAAGAUACUUUGAAGACUUCUAAGAUUCAGAUUAUUUGCAAUCAAUGGUAUUUAUACUGUAGUUGGGUUUUAACUAUUGUUUGAUAAACACUUCUUGAAGAGCCUUAGAAUAAUCUGCUUUGUUAAAGCACUAAAUAAAUUAUUUUUGAUGUAAAUGCCAACCAGCUACAUUUCAGCUGCAAUCUUCUAAAAUUUUAAAAAUGAGCUGUAGAAAUUGAGCCUUGCCUUCUCUGAUUUGCUAAUUAAAUGUGUGUGCAGGUUAAGUAUAAAGGGUGUUAGUCAUGUGCAAAACAUCUACUUUGUUUACAGUUUCUACAUGUACACGGGAAAAAGCCAUUGCAACAGUAUUGUGGCGACCCACUUUCUAGCACCCACGAACUGGCUCACAACAGCGCACGCAGGCAGCGGGCCGGCCCCAAAAAGGGCGCCAGGCCAUCUUCACCAGCAGGGGGAAAAUCCCGCGCACGGAAAGGGUCUGGGAAUAUGCAUUCCCCACAGCAGUCCCCGGUGCGAGGGUCGGGACGAUGAGAGGGCAGUUCCGGGGGUCCGGAACGCGCUGGAUCGAAGGACCUACUGGAGAAACAUCAUCGGAUUCUGAAUUCUUGGCCUAAGUAACAACUUCUCCUACAUAAUCAUGUUGAGUUCUGCCCACAAUAUUCUCUCCACACAGGAGGGUGCAAACACUACUGGACCGACUCCCCCACCCAACAGCACCCGGAGGCCCAGUGCCUCUGUCCCAGGGGGUGGCACGAAUAGAGGUGGACGUUUCGACUGUAAACCCAUCUCCACUGCGGUACCGUGUAUUGUUCUGUUGUUUCUCGGCCAUCACCAGCUUUAUUGUCGUCUCCUUCUCCAUCGUAACUUGGAUCAGCCUCCUGGGGGUGGUGUUUGCAAGUGUCUCCUCAGGCCUGGGGGAGUACACCUUUCUGUCACUGACAGCACACUUCCAAACGGAGGUUGUGUGGGGUAGGGCAGGAACGGGAAGGCUUUAAAGCAGGCUGCGAAGUUUGAAUAAAUCUCUUUCAUUGCAA
Molecule: messenger RNA, 2178 nt
Organism: Mobula hypostoma (lesser devil ray)
Lineage: Eukaryota; Metazoa; Chordata; Chondrichthyes; Myliobatiformes; Myliobatidae
Product: N(4)-(beta-N-acetylglucosaminyl)-L-asparaginase-like
Exons: 9
Coding region: 97-1125 (342 amino acids)
Biological process (GO): protein deglycosylation
Cellular component (GO): lysosome; cytoplasm
Molecular function (GO): asparaginase activity; N4-(beta-N-acetylglucosaminyl)-L-asparaginase activity; beta-aspartyl-peptidase activity
Source: RefSeq, a predicted model, not a curated record